This is a messenger RNA of Salvia miltiorrhiza (redroot sage), 2755 nucleotides long. RefSeq names its product receptor like protein 23-like. The transcript has a single exon. Gene Ontology annotation, molecular function: protein binding. Lineage: Eukaryota; Viridiplantae; Streptophyta; Magnoliopsida; Lamiales; Lamiaceae. Bases 44 to 2497 code for a protein of 817 amino acids. The record is from RefSeq and is a predicted model, not a curated record.
CUUAACCUCAGGUUUCUACACAGCACAACACUAUCCCUCUUCAAUGGCUAUCUCUUUGCUUUUACAAUUUCUUUUCAUCAUUCUACUUCCACAAUCAAUUGCCAAAACACAUGUUACUGAUCAUGCUCAAACACACUGCAUAGAGCAUGAGAAAAAUUUGUUGCUUGAGUUGAAGAACCAACUGGUAUUCAAUUCAUCUUAUUCAACAAAUCUGGUGCAAUGGAACGUCGACGAAACGGGCGAUUGUUGCAGCUGGCAAGGUGUGGGUUGCGACGACGCCGGCCAUGUUAUCAGUUUGUGGCUCAAAGAUGAGGCCAUUUCAGGUGGAUUUAAUGAGUCAUCCAGUCUUUUCAAUCUCAAGUUCUUGAAGAAGCUCUCCUUAUCCAACAAUCUGUUCUCAUCUUCUUUACCACAUUCUAUUACCAAUCUUGAGAGUUUGUCUCAUUUAUACCUCUCCAAUGCCACAUUCAGUGGCACGAUUCCAUUGGCUCUUGGUAAUCUGACGCGACUAGUCCAUGUGGACUUGUCAGGAAACUUCUUCAGUGGCGCGAUUCCAUUGGCUCUUGGUAAUCUGACGCGACUAGUCCACGUGGACUUGUCACACAACUUCUUCAGUGGCUCAAUUUCUUCCAUCCACUUUGAAGGUCUUUACAAAAUUGAUACAAUUGAUUUAAGCUACAACUCACUAAGUGGCAGCAUUCCCAAAUCCAUCUCUACUCUUUUUUCUUCACUAUGGCAACUUGAUCUCCACAACAACCAAUUCCAUGGCCAACUUAGUGAGUUUCUUGAUGAGGAUAUCUCCAAGCUUCAUUCUUUCCAUGAUCUCGAUCUCUCCAACAACUUGCUCAACGACACUUUUCAACUCGAAAAGAUUCUAACCAUCAUUCCCUACCUCGAAAAUCUUGAUCUUUCUAACAACUUCUUGUCACUCAACACUUCAAGCUCAAACAAGUUCUCUAUGAACAAAUCCUUCUUGAAUUACUUGGACCUUUCGAGUAACAAGAUUGGUGAAGUUCCUAGUUGGAUUUGGGAAAUUGGAGAAUUGACAUUUUCCUAUUUGAACCUUUCUUGUAACAAGCUGGUGGAUCUGCAACAGCCUUACAAUAUUCCUAGCUUCUCUCUUGGUGUUCUUGACUUGCACUCGAACCAGCUUCGUGGCGAGCUGCCACUGCCACCACGGAAAGCUUUGUACGUGGAUUACUCGAAUAAUUAUUUCCACAAUUCCAGUCCCAACACCGGAAGCUUCUCCUCUGUUGAUCUUCAAUUCUUAUCCGUUGCAAAUAACAGCCUAACGGGGCCGUUUCCAACCUUCAUUUGCAAUAGUACAAGCCUUAAAUUUCUUGACUUGUCUUUCAAUAACUUGAGUGGUAGUUUACCUUCUUGCCUAUUUGAAAAUGAUAAGAAUCUUCAAGUGCUCAAGCUAGGGAGAAACAACAUCAAUGGUGGGAUCCCUGAUAAAUUUUCUCCCAAUUGCAGCCUAAGAACUUUAGAUGUGAGUCACAACAAUUUGGUUGGAGAUGUUCCACUUUCUUUAAAGAGUUGCUCUUCUUUAGCAUUCUUGAAUGUUGGAAGCAACCACAUAGAUGGUAACUUCCCAUGCCUGCUUCCAUCUUCGUUGCAAGUGCUCGUGUUGCGCUCCAACAGAUUACAUGGGGAAAUCGGAUGUCAGAAGAGUUGGCCAAAUCUUCAAAUCAUGGACAUAGCUUCCAACAAUUUCAGUGGCUCAUUACAUCCUUUUAACUUCACAAGUUGGGGAGGAAUGGUGUUGGAAGGCGAGACAAGGCCAGCGCGCUUCAAAUUAGGCACCGGUAUGACUAACUACACGAGUUACAACUACUGGGAUGAGGUGACAUUAACCAUCAAAGGAUUGGAGCUGAAGCUUGUCAAGAUUUGGCCAGAGUUUACAUCCAUUGAUUUCUCUUGCAAUAAUUUUCAUGGAGAUAUCCCUAAAGCCAUUGGUGAGCUCAGCUCACUUUAUCUUCUAAACCUAUCCCACAAUGCUCUGAGUGGCUCAAUCCCAAAGUCAUUUGGUGAGUUGAGGCAGCUCGGAUCACUCGAUCUCUCGAUGAAUCUGCUCACAGGUGAGAUACCAGAUGAGAUUGCAAGGCUCACAUUCCUUGUUGUGAUGAAUGUGUCUUACAACAAGCUGGUUGGGAAGAUCCCACUUGGCUCUCAAAUUCAAACGUUUUCAGCUGAUUCCUUUGAAGGGAACAUAGGAUUGUGUGGUCUCCCUCUCAGCAUCAGCUGCACAAACACACCACCACAAAGAAAUGUGGAAUCAGAUAGGGAGAUUGAGUGGGAUUAUGUGUUUGCUGCUGCUGGAUAUGCUGUGGGCAUAGGGAGCUUUUCUUGGGUGCUUUUAUUUUGGACAAGCUUUAGAGACAAAUAUUUUGAGAAAGUUGAGGAUGUUUUUGAGAAGAUAUUCGAGCGCCGCCAGAAUAGGAAGAGAAGACAUGGAGGAAGAAGGGCUGUGAGGAAUCAAGUUAGAAGACAGUAGUGGUGACAGAGCUAUUUAGUUUGGUUGCAGAGGAAAAUUCAUAAACUAAGGCUCCUUAUUUGCAUCUUGUUUUGUUAUCUUUUGGUAUAUCCUUUCAUAUUUGUGUGUCUAGUCUACUUUAGAAAUAGUUACUCAGUCCAUGAUAAGUGUGAUGUGGAUUGGAUGAUGCGAAUUUUAAGAAAAUAUUGACGGAUAUGUAUAAAAUGAGAAGGUGAAUCGUCAAACUUCCAUUACGUAAUUAAUAAAUGGUUUGUAAGA